Messenger RNA from Closterium sp. Naga37s-1, 6639 nucleotides. NCBI's taxonomy places the organism in Eukaryota, Viridiplantae, Streptophyta, Zygnematophyceae, Desmidiales, Closteriaceae. The record is from the annotation of a GenBank genome assembly.
AUGGGCCCCUCUCGCUCCGCAUCUCCCGGAACUUCCCGCGUUUCCCUCUCGUCGGCCUCUCGUCGUGCUCCCUCCCCAUCGCGCUCCUAUCAUGCCGCACCCUCCCUCUCCGCGCACCCACCCGCGCACUCCUCGGGGUUGUCGGCCGGCCCCUCCGCCUACACCGCGCCAUCACAUCAAAUAGUUCCCCCGCCGCCGCUUUUCGGAACCUCCUCGUCCAACCACCGACCCUCCUCGCCUUCCCAUUCCACCGCCUCUCCCUCCCGAUCCAUCUCCGCGACUGCCGCGAACAAGCAUUCGCAGCGUUACACCCUCCCUUCGCCAAUCUCCAUUCCGUCCCUUAACCUGACGAGUCCCAGGCACAGCUCUCCGCGCGUCACGCCCCGAAGCUCCAUUGCGAGCCUGCUACCCAGCUUCGGCAGGUCCGGGGUUUAUGGCGGGGGAGGCGGCGUAGGAAGCGGAUUCGGGGAGGUGAGAUACGGUGACCGGAGUUUGGAUGCGGGACAACCGUCGGGGCCAAUACCACCGGGACCUAUCACAUCCGCAUCGGCAACAGCAGCUUCGUCGUCCUCCGCGCUUGUAGCGGCAGCAACGGCGGCGGUUGCGGCGGCAGCGGCUGCGGAGAGCGCCGCUGCGCCGGUGACCGCACGGGGAAGCAGAAGCGGAACGCCGGAUUCGCGCCGCCAGCUGUUCCCAGGCGCGGAAGCGCGUGGAAUCUCCCUAUCUUCCGCGCCGCCCGUAAACCCUGCUCUUGCGCCCGCAACGCAGCUUCAUAACGUCGCACCUGCGCCCGUCCGCACUCCCCGCCCCGCCAGCCCCGUGCUCCCCGGUGACCGUGUGGAACGGUCUGCGGAAGGGGAAUGGUCGGGGGCCAUGGGCGGAGGGGUUAUGCGCGGCUUGAGCGGAGGCGCGGGGGAAACAGGCAGUGGAAUGAGGGAUGGGGGAGGGAUUGGCGCAAUGAGGUCUGUGCCAGCUGCGCUGGGGGGGAGCGGCGGAAUGGGGAGGGGGAAAGGGAGCUUUUCUAGCGGGCAGCAGCAGCAGCUGCAGCACAACCGGCGGUGGACGAAUGACGGGUCCGCGGGAGGCGGGGCGGUUUGCGCGUCUCCCGCUUCCGCCGCAGCUACGGGGAGGCCGGAUGCGGAUAUGGCGGACUUGCGCUCGUUUGCGGGGGACGAAUUCGCCUGCAGUAGCGCGGGGAGUCAGCGGAAGGUGGAGCGGAAGGACAGGUGCGCUGACGGGGACGGAACACCAGCGGGCGCGGCGCCUGCGGCUGGUGUGGGGACCAGGAUUUUGCGCGAAGGGGGAGAAGGCGGGGGAACAGACCGCGCAGGCGCGGUGGGGGGGAUAGGAAGAGCCAGCUUGGGCGCUGGCGCAACAGGGGGAAUGCCCGGAAUUGGCAGAGGAACAGCCGCGGCGGCAGCAACGCCGGCAGCGGCGGCUAGUAGUGGUGGCGCUGACGGUCUCGGUGCAUAUUCUGGCAGCAGCGGCGGCGGUGUGUUACAUGGCGAUGCGGGCGCGUCGAAUGGCGGCGGGAUUGGCGGGGCGUGGCCUGUGGAGAGUCUGUUCUUGCUGGUGUGCUUCGGAGGGGGUCGCGUGGGGCUGCGGUCCCUGGCUGCUGACGGGCGCUGCCUGUCUGCCGCUGGCAGCGCCGACGAAUGCCACUACUUCGCUGGAUGGCACUUCCAGGAGCCAGAGGUAUGGUGUAUGCCGCCAGACCUCUCCGCCCUUCCGCCUGCUCCCCCCCCCGCGGGGACUGCUGCUGGCGACCGCAAGGACGCGCGCGAGGCACAGGCGGAGGGGGGUGCGGAGGAGACGGCGGAAGGGGGGGAGGGGAAGGAGAGGGCACUGGCAGGAGGGGGAAGGGGCGCGGAGGUGGCGAUAGGCGGGUGGUGCGAGGAGGUGGGGGGGGUGGUGGAGGGUGCGGUGGUGCUGCGCAGUGUGGUGCACCCGCAGUCCGUGCUGCCUGUGCGCGUGGUGGGCAUGGUGGGCGGCAGCUACAGGCAGUGGAAGCACAUGCAGCAGGAAGCGGUCACUGCUGCCGGGCUGAGGGGACAGGUGCACCAGCUACGGGAGCGCGUGCGAGUGCUCGAAUCAAGUCAAGCCCCGGGCCCCCUCACUGCGCCCCUGGCUGCAGAAGCAGCGGCAGCAGGGGGAGGAGCGAACGCGAUUAAGGAUGGGGCCGGCCUGGUUGGGAUGCUCAUGAACGGGGCAGCAGCAGAGGGAGGCGUGGUGGGCACAGCUGUGCGUGGUGCUCGCUCUGCGUCCUCCUCCGCACUGGCUGCCCUUGCUGCUCGCAUCGCGCAGCUGGAAGAGGAGAUCCGAGCCAAGGCACAAGGCGCCUCCUCGCACUCCUCCCCUUCGCCCUCCCCCUCCCUCGCCUCCUUCCCUUCCUGCUCCUCCUCCUCGUCUGCUGCCUCUGACAGCGACCAGGGCAAGCCGGCCAAGCCUGCUGUGCCUUCCGCUGCUCCAUCUGCUGCUGCUGCUGCCGCUGGUGGUGCGGCGGCAAUGGCACUGGGGUCAGGAGCAGGUGUGACAGCUGCUGCUGCUGGGGACGCUGCUGCAUCGGCCACAGGAAAGGCAGAGAGGCAACUGGCGGAAACAGAGGCGGAGAGGGAUCGGCUGCAGGCACGGGUGAAGGAGCAGGGGGGGCAGCUGGAGGGCGCGAGGAGCGAGGCACAGGGGCUGCGAGAGAGGAUGCGGCAGAUGGAGCUGAGGGCGCUGGAAAUGGAGGGGCUGCUGUCCAUGCUCAGACAGCAGAUGCCCAUGCUUGAUCUCCCUCUGCCCCUCCCGCUGCCGCUGCCGCUGCCUCGCGCUGUGAGCCCUGAGUUGUCACAUGGGCUCCAGGCUGCUUCCCAUGCUGACACCCAUGCUCAGGCUCUUGCUCCUGCUGCUCACACUCCUCAUUCUCCUGCUGAUGCUGCUGAUGCUGCUGGUGGUGCUGGUGCGUCUGGUGGUGCUGGUGCGUCUGGUGGUGCUGGUGCUGCUGGUGGUUCUGGGAGUGGUGCUGCACCUGCCAUUGCUGUAAUGAGCAGCAGUGUAGAGAAGGAGUGGGAGCAGGGAGUGGGGAAGACGUACGAAGUUGGGGAAGGAGUGGAUGGAGAAGGGAUGGUCCACCCUGUACCAUCCACCCCUCCACUCUCCCCAUCCCUCGCUGCCUCCCAGCCCCAAGCCACCUCCGUGUUUGAAUCCCCCAUUCUCGCCCCAGAUUCGCCGCUACUGCCUCCGUGUUUGAAUCACCCCGCUCAACCGAGCACCUCCCCUCUUCCGUCACCGAGCGUCAGUCUCGAGUGUCUGGCUAUGGGGGCUCAGCUGGAGGCACAGGCAGCACAGGCAGCACAGGCGGAGGAGAAGGCAGAGAGCGGUGGUGGCAGGGGUGGAAUUCAACAGGGUUUCGGGCGGUUUGGAGGAGCAGGUGACGUGGAGAAGCGCUGGCAGGCGCAGCUGCAACAGCAGCAGCAGCAGCAGAAGAAAGAGGUGGGAAGCGGAGAGAGAGCUCUGGAAGGGUUGUACAACCGACCCGCUGCUGGUUCUGCUGAUGAUGCUGCUGAUGCUGGUAACGCUGGUGCUGGUGCUGGUGGUUCUGGUGUUGGUGCUGGCGGUGCUGGUGCUGGUGGUGUGCAGAGGAAAGAGAGCAAGGAGGGAAGGGAUGUUGGCUUUUCUAUUGAGCAAGGCGGAGGGAGGGGCGGAAGGGUGGAGCAGGAGGGCAGAGAGGUGCGGGACGGGAAGGGAGGGAAGGAGGGGAGCGCGAGCGGCAGUGGGAGGAGUGGAGGAACAAAGGGCCUGGCCCGUGCCCUGUCUGGUAUACUGGGCAGCCCUAGGAGGCGAGAUGCUGCUCCGUCAACAGCAGCAGCAGGAGGAGGAGGAGGAGGAGGAGGGGGAGGUGGGGGAGGGAUAGGAGGGGGAGGAGGAAGGGGAGGGGCAGGGGAGCCGUUGCUACGCAGGAGCUUCUCGCCCAUGCGGUCCACCAGAGGGUGGCUGGGAGUAGGCGCAGGUGGAGGAGCCGGUAUGGCGCCUGGCGCUGCUGCUGCUGCUGCAGCAGCUAACAAAGCGGCACUGGCAGCGGCAGCAGGAGCAGGAUCAGCAGCAGGUGCUGGGGCGGGUAGCAACAGCGGGAGUGAGGUGCUUUGGGCGUGUCACGCCAGCAACACGACUUCCAGCAGCUGCAACACCACUGGUAAUGACGCUGCGCACAGUGCAAGCAUGGGGAUGAUGCAGCGUGGUGGCGUUCGGAACAGUCACGGUAGUAACAGUAACGCUUUUGCGUGUACUGCCUCGAGUUACAUGCAGCGGGCCAGCGCGAGCCAAUCAGGAAUUGCCACGUCGGUCACCUCCCUGCACACUGCUGGCACGGACGCGUCAGGUGGCGGAACAGCAGCAGUGGUAACACCUGGGGUUACACCUGGAGUCACCCCUGGGGCUACACCUGGCGCCACCCCUGGUGCCACACCUGGUGCCACUCCUGCUGUGUCCGUAUCUGCAUCCCUGGUGUCCCUGUCAGGGGUAAGUGAGAGUGUGGAGGGGCCAGUAUGGAACGAGGUGAUGAUGUUUGGAGGAGGGGCGAGUGGAGGGGUGGGGAUGGGUGGAGAUGGUGUUGGUGCUGGCGCUGAUGGUGUGGAGGGUAGUGGGGGUGGAAGUGGUGGCGGUGGCGGCAGCAGUGUUGGUGGGCGCAUGGGUGGCGAUGGUGGUGGCGGGAGGAGCAGAUGGUUUGAAACAGCGGGCGCGAGUGCUGCUGCUGCGUCUGGUACUUUCGCCAGUGAGAAUAAUAAUGAUAUCGAUAUCGACAUUGGUGAAAACGAUCAUGCUGACAGUGGUGAUGCUUCUCGGGCGGCUGCUGCUGCUCCAGCUGAGCGGAGAGGCAUGGAGGAGAGUGCUGUUAGCGGCACGAGGGACGGGGGCACGAAGCAGCAGGUGCAGGGGGGGCAGCAGUCACCGGAUAUGGCAUGGCUGCACAACCUCAUCAAAGAGGCACGCAAGGCAACGGUGUCAGCAUCGACCGUGCUCUCUACCUCUCAUGCCUCUCAUGCCCCACAUUCCUCACACGCCCACCAUCCUGCUGCUGCCAAACGUUCUGUUACCACCUCUGCCAUAGCAACAUCGGGAGUUACCACGUGUGCUGUGUCCCCUCUGGGACACCCCAACCCCAAUAACCUAGUCCAAGCUGCUGACGGCGCAGCACCAGGAGCAGCAAAGGAAGGAACAGCAGGAGCAGACGAAGCAAUAAUGGUGGGCGGCGGAGGAGGAGGAUUGUUUUCUGGUGCAGCUGCAGUGGGUGGCGCUGGUACAAGCGGGCCAAAGGAGCUGAGUCAUUCUCAGCGCAUUCUGAACCUGCAGCUGAAGGUAUCCGCGCUCAAGAUGGACCCCUCCUCACUCGCAUCAGCCUCCACUGCUGCUUACCGCCCCGCACCGGCUUCUGCUGCGGCUACCUACACGCAGAAACAAGCUGCUGCUGGUGCUUCCACUUCUGCUGCUGCUGCUGCUGCUGCAGCUGCUGCAGCUCCAGCUGCUAUUACUGCACCUACUGCAAAUUUUGCAGCAGACACUAACUCAGUCGGAUCUCUCCAUACUGCCGCCGCCGCCGCCGCUGCUGCUGCUGGCGGUGCUGGCGGUGGUGGGGGUCCUGCUCCCUCAACGCCAACAGCAAGGGCAGCAUACAGCACACAAACAGCAGCCGCAGGUGGUGGUGGUGGUGGUGGUGGUGGUGGUGCUGCUGCUGCUGCUGGGCCUGGCAAGGUUUACAGAAGCAACAGUGGCAGGUGGGGCAGCAGCACUGGCGCUGCUGCUUCUGGUUUUGCUGCGGGUGCUGGAAGCUCAGGGUCGGGAGCCAUGGGCCUGUGGCGCACCGGAAGUGGAAGCAGCAGCAGCAGCAGCAAGAGGAGUGCGGGCAUGGGAGGGCACGAUGGCAGUGGGGGUGGGAAGACGCUAGGAGGUGGCUUAGGGGGAAUGGGAGGGCGAGGAGUGGGAGGGGGAGUGGCGGAGAGGUCAGUGGUUGCAGGCAUGCUGCUGCAGAUGGCCGGAGCCUCUGCUGAGGCGAAGGAGAGGAGACGAGUCGCUGCAGUUGCAGCAAGGGGAGGAGGGGGAGGAGGAGGAGGGGAAGGAACAAGAGCUACAGCAGCAGUUUCGGUAGCAGAAGGAGCAGCAGAAAGGGAGGGGAGUGCAGGAGUUGUGGGGGUUGGGGAAGGAGGCGCGAUAGGGGAAGUGGGUGUGGGAGGGAUGGGAGCAGUGGCAGGAGGGGACAAGAAAGGGAGAGCCGAGAGGGGGAGUGCUCGCUCCAGGAGUCCCUUGAGGCUUGCUGAAGCAUCGAGUGGCAAGGCCUCAUCCAUCAUCUCCUCUUUCCUCCGCUCUGCGACUGGCUCAAGGGCAGCAGCAGCAUCAUCAGCAGCAGCAGGAGCAACCGCAACUGGCACUGCUGCAACCACCACCACCACCACCACCACCUCCUCCUCCUCCUCCUCUGCCAGGCCAAGCUCGCCUGCCACCGGUCUUGCUGCUGCUGCUGCGGCUGCUGCUGGCGCUGCUGGUGGUGGUGCGCGGACUGGGGCGGCAUCAGUAGCAGCUGCUGGCUCCAGCAGCAGUGGUAGAGGGUGGGUGGGCAGCGGUAGGCAUAGCUCCCCGUCCAGUAGAAGAUUCAGAGUAUCGUGA